Messenger RNA from Arachis stenosperma, 3143 nucleotides. Its product is annotated as extra-large guanine nucleotide-binding protein 1-like. Bases 247 to 2880 code for a protein of 877 amino acids. Gene Ontology annotation, molecular function: G-protein beta/gamma-subunit complex binding; GTPase activity; guanyl nucleotide binding. The record is from RefSeq and is a predicted model, not a curated record. The transcript has 8 exons. Lineage: Eukaryota; Viridiplantae; Streptophyta; Magnoliopsida; Fabales; Fabaceae. Gene Ontology annotation, biological process: G protein-coupled receptor signaling pathway.
UGUUUUCAGUUUUCACUCAUGUCUCCUUCAUAUCACAACCUUUGACUUUGUCUCCUCACUACUUCCCUCUUCACUUGACAUACUUUCUUCCUUCUUUCUUAUUAUGGUCUGUCUUUUGAUAUUCGUUUUUAACACCCUCAGCUAAGGAAUUCCACUAAUCUAACUCGAGAAAUUCUGUUUAUCUGCUUCAACUGGGAGCAUGCCUACCACCUGUUUGAGUUUAUGAUCAUUUAGAUUCUCAUAAACAUGGCUUCUCUUCUGAAGAAACUAAGACCUGGGGUCCCUUCAGUGGUUGUUGAUGAUGGUGGUGGUUGUGAUAGCAAUUUCGAAUUCUCCAUUGCCGAGGAGUACAAAGGUCCUCCAUUGAGUUACUUCAUCCCUGAGGUACCUGCUUUCAAGCUUGACCAAAUCCCAGUUGCUCCUAUAGCUUCUUCUCCACCUCAUCAUCAAUCCUCAUUAGUAGUCCCAGUUAUCCAACCUAUCAGAAAAUCAAGCAAUGCUACAACGAAGCUUAAAGAUGGUGGUAAUGAAGAUCAUAAACAUGGUGUUGUAGGAUUGAAUCUCAUUUCCAAGAAUUCAGAUACGGCAGAAGAAUCUGGAUCAUGUUCUGCUUCAGUAUCUUCUGAGAUAUUUUCAUGUAAAGCAGAGGAUGAGGACAUGGAUGAUCCUUCUAGUACUCCAACACAUGUGAAACGCAAUUCUGCUGUUAAAUUUCGUGAUCCCGACUCGAAUGAAAUGGUGGAUGAUGAUUACAAUGAUGACGAAGUUUUUUCUGGUUCUGAGUAUGAAAGUGGAAUCAGUACUCCUAUUAUGAACUACGUGAGGCCAAUUCAUGCUGUAAGACCUGGGAAAAAAGGCACGUGCUACCGUUGCCUUAGAGGGAACCGGUUCACUCAAAGAGAGGUUUGCAUUGUUUGCAGUGCAAAGUAUUGCAGAAAGUGUGUGCUGAGAGCAAUGGGGUCAAUGCCAGAAGGAAGAAAGUGUCUCACUUGCAUUGGUCAGAGGAUUGAUGAGACAAAGAGGAGGAACCUUGGCAAUUUUUCGAGGAUGCUCAAGUCCUUGCUCUCUGAUUGUGAAGUGAAGCAAAUCAUGAAUGAUGAGAUGUUUUGUGAAGCAAAUCAGAUUCCAGCAGAGCAAGUUGUUGUGAAUGGGGAGCGUCUUGAGAGGGACAAGCUCAUGCUGCUGCUGACAUGUCGAUACCCUCCAAAAGAGUUGAAACCAGGCUUCUAUUGGUAUGAUAAAUCAGCAGGACUUUGGGGAAAGGAAGGUCAACGGCCAUGUCAGAUUAUAAGCCCUGAUAUUGAUGUUGGGGGUAGCUUGCAGAAAAAUGCAAGUCGUGGAAAAACAAGAGUAACUGUAAAUGGUCGUGAGAUUACUAAAGAAGAGUUAUGGAUACUAAAGCUUGCAGGAGUAAAAUGGGAUGGACCAACUGAUUUCUGGGUGACUGCUGAUGGAUCAUAUGUUGAAGUGGGACAUAGGAAUGUCAAGGGCCGAAUAUGGGAUAAGUUUGGAGCAAAGGUAGCUUUGGCAUUUCUGUCCCUGUCAUUUCCACCUAAUCUGGUGACUACUCCCAGUGAAGGUGAAGGCAAAGGCGAAGGAGUGAACGGAGGUAGCCAAGACAACAACCAUCAGCAGAAAAUGCUUCACAAGUUUCUACUUGUUGGUUCUGCCAAGUCAGGAACAAGUACAAUAUUUAAACAGGCCAAGCAUCUGUAUAAUGUCCCUUUCUCUGAAAAUGAGCGCCAAACUAUCAAGUUGGUGAUUCAGAGCAACUUGUUUACCUACCUUGGCAUGCUGUUAGAGGGGUGUGAAUAUUUUGAAGAGAGGAGUUUACUGGAGAAAACAAAUACAGAACAUGUCGACGAAUCCACUUCAUCUGAAGAGAACUCUGGGGAAAUUAUUGAAACAACUAACUAUUCUAUUAGCCCAAGAUUACAAGGUUUCUCAGAUUGGCUAAUCAAAUAUAUGGUUUCUGGUAACUUGGAUACAAUAUUUCGAGAUAUUAUUCAAAAUUAUGGGCCAAUGGUAGAGGAGCUGUGGAGUGAUCCAGCAAUUCAGGCCACAUACAACAGGAGACAUGAACUAAAAUUGCUCCCCAGAAAUGCAACUUAUUUUCUAGACCGGGCUGUUGAGAUUUCCAAGAUAAACUAUGAACCUUCUGACAUGGACAUCAUGUACGCUGAGGGGAUAACCUUGUCCAACAGCAUUACUUCAAUGGAAUUCUCUUUCCCUGUGUUAAGUGGUGAUGAGUCUUUGGAUCAUGAAUAUCAGCAUGAUCCUUCUUUGAGAUACGAACUCAUCCGAGCAGAUCCUACAAGCCUUGGAGCAAAGUGCAGGUUGUUGGACAUAUUUGAAGACAUUGAUGUUGUCUUAUUCUCUAUUGCCUUAACUGAUUAUGAUGAGUACAUUGUAGAAAGUAAUGGAGUUGUCAGCAACAAAAUGUUACUAGCCAAGCAACUCUUUGAAAACAUCAUUACUUAUAGAUCCUUCAACAACAAGAAAUUCCUUUUACUUCUAACAAAAUAUGAUCUGCUUGAGGAAAAGAUUGAAGAGGCAAGUCUAACAAAAUGUGAAUGGUUCUGUGACUUCAAUCCAGUUAUCAGCCACAACCAAAAGAAAGGUAGAAUUAAUGAUCAUACCAAUAGUCCUCCAUUAGCUCAACGUGCUUUUCAAUACAUUGCUAUGAAGUUCAAGACAUUGUUCAAGUCUCUUACUGAAAGAAAGCUUUUUGUUUCACUUGUUACUGGUUUGGAACCUGAUACUAUUGAUGAAGCUCUCAGAUAUGCAAGAGAGGUUAUGGUGUGGGAAAAAUGGGAUCCUUCUGCCAUAAAUAAGUCUGAGAUUACUUCAACAACCAUUGAUGAAGCAACCCUCACUUAAUGAUUAUUUUCUCAAACAAGGGUUGUUUUUGUAUAAGUAAAAGAUAUAGAGCUUAAAAAAUUGAUGUAUGAAGAUAGGUUUAUGAGAUGAUUCAGUUUUGACUAUAGAUUCAUGAAGUCACGAUCAGAGCUCCUUCAUGUUGUUCGUAUACAACAUUUUGUAACAAAAAAUUUGUGUAUAUGUACACUACAGGAAAAUAAUGUUAUUCUUUUUCCCUUUAAUAUAAAUUCAUCUCUGUAAAUGGAAGUUAGAUUCCUUCUUUA